Cornus florida is the source of this 384-nucleotide messenger RNA. RefSeq lists its product as uncharacterized. The coding region runs from base 1 to 384 and encodes 127 amino acids. The record is from RefSeq and is a predicted model, not a curated record. NCBI's taxonomy places the organism in Eukaryota, Viridiplantae, Streptophyta, Magnoliopsida, Cornales, Cornaceae. The transcript has a single exon. Gene Ontology annotation, molecular function: nucleic acid binding.
AUGGUUAGGCUGAGGUAUCCAAUAGGGAAAUCAAGCAAAUACUGGAAAAAAACAGUUAAUCCUACACGGAAAGACUGGACCCUCAGGCUUCAGGAUGCUUUGUGGGCAUACCCGACUGCUUACAAGACCCCUAUAGGAAUGUCCCCAUACCGUUUAGUUUAUGGCAAAGCCUGUCAUUUGCCUGUAGAGCUGGAACACCGUGCUUAUUGGGCCAUUAAGGCCAUAAAUUUUGACUAUGAUAAAGCCGGUGAACAUAGGAAACUCCAGCUUGAUGAGUUGGAAGAAAUUCAAAAUGAUGUCUAUGAGAGUUCCAAAAUGUAUAAAGCCAAAACAAAGUUGGAACAUGACAAGCACAUUCUUCGAAAGGAUUUCUCCCCCGGAUAA